Messenger RNA from Linum trigynum, 939 nucleotides. The record is from the annotation of a GenBank genome assembly. Lineage: Eukaryota; Viridiplantae; Streptophyta; Magnoliopsida; Malpighiales; Linaceae.
UUCCAUCACUGAAAAAAAAAAGAUGUCGGUAUUGAAGUUGCUGUCCAACAAACAGUUCAUCACCAGAGACCACCGGAAAGAGUGCUCCGACGUCGAAGUCGUAGAGUACGCCGGCGACCCGCGCGAUUUCGGGAUGGUCGACCUCGACGCCCGCAGCUGGGGCCAUUCGUCCGUCGUCGGCCCUUCCGCCGAGGCGAAGUUCGAGGCCCUGGAGGUGUUCGGCGUCACGAUCGGCGGCGAGCAACUGAAGGAGCUGAUCGAGGACUUGAAGGUGGGCUGUAGUAAGGACGGCAGGGCAUCGCUUUGUCUGGCGGUCAACCGUCAGGGUCUUUGUUUCGUGGCGGUGAAUACGGUGAAAGGACUCAGGGGGUUGAGAGUCAACGACCACUUCGGCUGGUCCAAGUACGGUGUGGUGCCAGAAAUCGGUGGCGACGACGUAUGGAGCGUCUGUGACAUGGGAAACGGCGACGUUUUGAUGGGGCCUCCCACCGUGGACGGAAGCUGCGGUGAAGAUGAAGAUGGCAAGUUUUGUGGUGUGUGGAAGAAAGUGGUGGAGGAGAAGGAGAAGGUGAUGGAGAAGACGGAGGCGCUGCUCAGGAAGUCGAUCGAAGAGAAGGAACAGGAGGCGGCUUCUCUCAAGGCUGCCCUAAACGCCCUUACUAGUGCGGCAAAUAGAAAGAAAGAAAGAAAAUUAGCUUAGCUAGUGUGGUGUUCUAUGUUUUUUCUAUAAUAAUAAUAAAAAAAGUGUAGAUGGUUGUGUUAAUGUUAAUUACGUACAUUAUAUUCAGAUUUGUACAAAUUUCAAACUUAAAUGAGUAGAUUUUAUUUGUUGAUGUGUCAAUAAUUAAGCAACAUGUGAUUUAUGAUUAAAUCUCUAAACAAUUCGAGUUAUUUGAUGCUAAAAUCAAUAUUAAUUAGGAAUGAAAUUAUUUGAUGCUA